UCUUCUACCUUCCUCUCCACCUUCUUCUUCUACCUUCCUCUCCACCUUCUUCCUCCUUUUCUUUUCCAUUUUCUCUCUCCUCCUCUUCUCUCUGCAUCUAUCACCAAAUCAAUACAUCAAAUCACAUCAUUUAUCCUAUCAUCACCACCACCAUCUCCAAUCUCCAAGCACCCACCAUUUUCUUUCUCGUUCUAUCUUUCUUUCCCACAUUUUCUUUGUAACUUUCUAAAUCUCCAAGUUACCACCAUUUUCUUUCUCCUUUUCUUGUUCUUUCCCACAUUUUCUUUCUCAUUCCCAAUUAAGCUUUUUAUGAAUCUUUCACAUAUAGAGAAUUAUGUACAUCAACAAUAGUUGAAGAAAAAAAUAUGGGGAAUAGUGAAAUGCAUAAAUUAGUUGGAGGAAGAGGAGGAGAAUUUGCUUCUCCUAAUUAUACCACCGCAACCUCUAUCUAAAAAGGUUAAGGAAAGGAACCACCUCAUCUUCACAUUUCUGUUGUGGUUUUCCUCCUCUGCUGUGUCAUAUUUUGGAAUAGGGCUAAUUCUUGGAUUGGGGUUGCAGUUUUCACCAUGGCAACCAAAAUCUAUAAGGGUUUCAAGUACAUCUCCCAAAUCUUUGUUGUUAAGGAGCGUGAAAUAGAAAUUGGGUACCCAACAGAUGUUAAACACGUGGCACAUAUUGGGUGGGAUGGCCCUUCAUCUGGUAGUGCACCUAGCUGGAUGAAUGAAUUCAAGACAUCAUCGGAUUUUGCUGCAACGUCUAUUAGUAACAUUGCUGAAACAAAAGGUUCAACCUCUGGAAUAUCAACAUGGUCAUCUCAAGACUUUGAAUCCAUGGACCGGCAAGCAAUACCUGACAUGUUCAAAGACAUACCACCCAUAGACCUUCCCAACAUUCCAAACAAACAGAAGAGGAAGAAAAUCAAAUCAACUUCCUCCCCGAAGUCGUCCUCGUCCUCCUCAAGAUCAUCCCGAGCAGCAAAAUCAAAGUCCAAGUUUGUUGAAAACAAUGCCAUACCAAAAAAAAUAGAAGUGGUGUAAAAUUAUAGACUUGGAGCCAAGACAUGAAAGACGUUUCAAUGAUCGUGUUUCAAUGAUCGUAUUAUCUCGGCGAUUGUGAAGUCCCCCUUUACAUGCAGUAGCUUAAAAAAAAACACAACGGAUUGGAAGGAAAUCUAUUUUGUGAAUAUUUAAAAGUGUGCAUUGCUUCUGUGACAUUAACAUAAACACAGAUAAUAAAUAUCAGAAAUUAGGUGCCGGACUAAGAGAGAUGAGACAAAAAGAUGUAACAAACGUUCAAGCAUCAAGAAAACACCUAUUAUUGCCAAAGUAUGGCAGUUUGGUCCAAAAUGGAUUCUCCAUGCUAUAGCAGCGGUUAAAUUUGGCUUUUGCCAAAUAUUGUCAAAUUUAGCACAAAUUUUGGCAGAUGUCAAAUCUGUCAGCUCACUCAAAACUAACUGCUUUCCUUCCUUCCCUCCUUUACUCUCUUCAUUUCUCAUCCAUUCAUGGAAAAAAACUCCCCAAAACAGAUAAUUUUUUU
Messenger RNA from Camellia sinensis, 1536 nucleotides. Its product is annotated as CRIB domain-containing protein RIC10. The record is from RefSeq and is a predicted model, not a curated record. Lineage: Eukaryota; Viridiplantae; Streptophyta; Magnoliopsida; Ericales; Theaceae.